Messenger RNA from Fragaria vesca subsp. vesca, 1379 nucleotides. RefSeq lists its product as uncharacterized. Lineage: Eukaryota; Viridiplantae; Streptophyta; Magnoliopsida; Rosales; Rosaceae. The transcript has 5 exons. The coding region runs from base 207 to 1253 and encodes 348 amino acids. Gene Ontology annotation, molecular function: DNA binding. The record is from RefSeq and is a predicted model, not a curated record.
AGUGGUUGUGUCUUUGCAUAUGUAACUUGUAAGCUGAUAACUUAUAAUGAUAUCAGCUUCAUAUUGAUAUGAAAUUCAUUUUUAAUUAACCAGUCUGUUCUAUCACACUUAUAAUUUCUAACAGGAGAUUGUCCGCUCCAUAUUCAACCAUUGAUCGUGUUCCGCUGUUCGGAUAUGUGGUGGAAACCACCCACUUUCCACAGAACAUGGAGCAUUUGAAUUAUCAUUUACGUGUUCUGAGGAAUCGGCCUCCGUUGAUUGCCUCUACCAAUUCUUCCCCUCAACUUCACUACAUUGGAGCCAUGCAGAUCAGUGUUGGCAUGGAUGAGAAAUGUGAUAUUGCCAACCUCAGCCAUUCAAUAGUUAGCAGAAAGUCACGAGAGCAGCAAAACAUAAGAAAGGAGGUUCGAUUAAUUGGUCAGAGUGACUCUACUGUAAGUAUUAGCAAUGAAGAAAUAAAGGAAAGAGAAAGACGAAAGAAAAUAGGACUAGCAAACAAAGGAAAAGUGCCAUGGAACAAAGGCAGGAAACACAGUGCAGAGACUUGCGAGCGCAUCAGGCAACAUACAAUAGAAGCCUUAAAAGACCCCAAGGUUAGAAAGAAGAUGUCCCAGCGCCCCCGCUCACAUAGUGAGGAGUCCAAGGCAAAAAUGAGUUCUUCACUCAGACGUCUUUGGGGACAGCGUUUAAAGUGGAAAAGGUCAAGGGAGAAGCUCUUUCUGUCAUGGGUAGAAAGCAUAACAGAGGCAGCUAAGACAGGUGGAAAUGAGCAACAAGAGCUAAACUGGGAUAGUUAUGAGAUUAUACGGGAAGAAUUAUAUCUGCAACAGCUGCAGCAGGCUGCCGAAAAGAAAAAGGCAAAGGAACGGGCAAAGAUGAGAGCCAAGGAAGCAGCGGCACGAGCUAAAGAAAAAAAGAAGGCACGGCUUGCUGUUGAGAGGAAAGCAGAUGGAGAGUUGACAUCUCUAAAAGGGCUGAAAGUUAAGCGGAGAUCAACGAAGCUUGACAGAAAGACUUUUACAAAUGCUCAAGUUGCUAGCCGAAGGAACAUAGUUGCAUCGCAAUUACGUAUCUCGGCUUUGGAGAAAUUGGAUGUAGAGCUCAUAAAGAAAGAAAAAAUGCGAGCAGAAGUUUCAUUUGCAGACCAGAUAAGAGCUGCCAAAAACAGAAAAGUGGAACAAGCUAUGGCUGCCCCAUGUACCGUGGUACUACACAACAAACCAGGGAUGCAUACACUUCUGCAGUCUCAGUAGUUUGUUACCAUAAGAGAAAAGGAAAAAGAAGAAAAAGGAAAGUGGUGAUUACUAUGAACUCCACCCCUACGCCUCCUGUGUUUUCAAUUUCAACAUCUCAUUACCCUAGAUUUUCAAACUAGACAG